CCGCUGCAUCUGACACCGGCAACGUGUCCCUAUAAGCAUAGUGGUGCACGCUGAUUAUCACUUGGACACAUAAACUUCACAACAAAAUGAAACUUUCAAAAACUAAAUAAUGUUAAGUUUGCCACUCUAACGGAAACAAAAUAAAUGCGAGUUCGGGUUAUCAAAAGGGGAAUAACUUUUUUUUCAGCUUGUUACUUUCAACCGCACGAGGGCGCUGUUGUUGCACAUAUUUUUUGCUUCCACAAAAUGGAAGUUUCCGUCGAGACUUCGUAGCGUUCUUAACAACCAUCAAAACGGAGCAAGUUGCUGUUAGGAAACAAAUCCUUAGUUGCUGCGUCUGUGUGAGCUGAAGGCGGAAGCUGCAUUUCCAGUAAGUUGUCUUUUCAUCUCUGGCUGCAAAGAUGAUGGAGUUAAAUCUGCAUAGGGCUGACUACCUCCAGGUUGGAGUGACGUCGCCUCGAAGCAUGAGGUUACUACCGGAGAAGAAACCCAAAGCAGUUCAGAAAGUGGCUGUCGCAGAUCAAACUGGCGUAUUACAGUGCUUCAAUAUGAAGAAAGGAGAGCCAGUAAGUGCCUUUAAGACUCUCCCUGGACCUAAGAUUGCUCGUCUGGAGCUCGGAGGGGCCUUGGGAACGCCUCCGGACAAAGUGUUCAUCACAUCCGGGUCAGAGGUCAAAGGUUUCACCAAGAAGGGCAAGCAGUUCUUGGGGUUUGACACCAAUCUGACAGAGAGCAUCAAAACAAUGUGGGUAUGUGGCAGCCAUCUUUUCCUAGGCGGUAAUUACAUCUUUAAUCACUACAUCGAUUGCAAAGAUGAGAAUUACUAUCUCUGUAGCGACCGCAUCAACGAUAUCAUCUGCUUGCCGCUGAACCGUGUCAAGGAGGUGACUCCCGUCCUAGCGUGCCAGGAUCGCGUCUUGAGGGUUCUAGAUGGAUCCAACCUAUUGUAUGAAGUGGAAGUGGCCGGGCCCCCACAGUCACUGUGUUUGUUUGCUGAUGAGGGAGGUGAGGACGGUGAAGAGGUUCUGUAUGGAACAUCUGAUGGCAAGGUCGGACUGGUGCAGCUUGGAAGAACUACUCCAAACCAUAAGUGGGAGAUACCAAAUGAGAAGCGUAAUGGGGGUGUUCUCUGCAUGGAUAACUAUGACAUCACUGCAGACGGGAUAGCUGAUUUGCUGGUGGGGAGGGACGAUGGCUUGAUGGAAGUGUACGGAUAUGAUGAAUCUGAUGAACCUGUUUUGAGAUUCAGUCAGACUUUGAGCGAGAGUAUCAGCUCUAUUCAGGGAGGUGUGUUAGCAACAGCCGGAUAUGAUGAAAUAGUUGCAUGUACAUAUGCAGGUUGGAUUCAAGGACUAAGCACGGAGCCGCCUCAAAAAGAAGCCGGGCCUGGAGAGAAAGUCAAAGUCAGUCAAGACACUCAGAAUAAGAUCACGCAUCUUAAGACAGAGCUUGAAAAUCUUCAACGCCGUGUCAUCCAAGAAAGGGAGAAGUACCACUACUCGGCAAUGAACACUAAAGCCAUCUCGGCCGUGCCGUACUUCAACAUCAACGAUCGCUUCUCGCUGAAUCGAGACGAUGCUAGCUACACGCUAAGCAUCGAAGUACAAGUUGCUAUCGACAACGUGUUGCUGCAGAGUGACGUCCCGAUUGAUUUGUUGGACGUAGACAAAAACUCUGCUGUGGUUAGCUACAGUUCCUGUGAUACAGAGAAUGGCAACUUCCUGCUGGCUACCUAUCGAUGCCAAGCCAACACAACGCGGCUGGAGCUGAAAGUGCGAUCAAUAGAGGGCCAAUACGGUGUAUUACAAGCGUACAUCACACCGCGGCUACAGCCGAAGACGUGUCAAGUCAGACAGUACAGAAUCAAACCUUUAUCUCUCCAUCAGAGGACUCAUGUACUUGAUGACACAAGGCCGAUGAACUCGCUGAAGCUGAGUGGUCAGUUCAGCUUGGCCGAGAUCCACUCCUGGGUAUGUUUCUGUCUCCCUGAGAUUCCAGAUCGGACCCCGCCCGGUGACAGCAUCAACUUUCACUUCCUCUCAACAUUCCUGGAUACACAGCUAGAUUGCUUCUAUAAGAAAGGCGAGGGCAUUUUCCGUUCCGACAAUAUCUCGACCAUCUCCAUCUUGAAAGAUGUCUUGACGAAGGAGGCAACAAAGCGUAAGAUCAAUCUGAACAUCAGCUACGAGCUUCAGGAUGAAUCCGUCCCUGACACCUUGAAACGUCUCCAUCCAAAACUGGAGUAUCAACUCCUCUUAGCCAAGAAAGUGCAGCUCAUUGAUGCAUUAAAGGAGCUUCAGAUUCAUGAAGGAGAUCUUGAGUUCAUGUCUCCAGAGUAUCGGCAGAUUCUUAGCGAGGCGGACAAACUUCAGGCAGAGUACAAGAAGCAACCCUGUCACCUUGAGAGACUGUACGGCAUGAUCACCGAUCUCUUCAUCGACAAGUUUAAGUUCAAGGGAACCAACGUCAAGACUAAGGUACCUCAACUCCUCGAGGUACUAGAUAACUACGAGCUUCAAAACCUCAUUGAUUUCUUCACCUCGGGAGGGUCGUAAAGAACUCUAUAACUAAAGCAUUAUUUAUUGAAUAUUGAGAAAUGUUGUUUUUUAGAGGUCGUUCAAACACAGUACUUAAGUGGGUUUGAAGGCAGUUUAACUCAUUUGAGUUUAACAACAUUGUGUGUCUGCACACGUUGGGAAAACUUAACCGUAUACCAUACAGCUAAACCCUAAAUGAGUUAAAUUGGUCGACGAGGGUGGUUUAACUCUUAAACUACUUCAGGUUUUCUUUUAGCACGGUGUGUGGCAGAAUAAAAAGUACCACAUCCAGUUUUAACUCAAAAUAGAUGACUGGUGUUUGAUCCUUGCUGUUUGACCUCUUAAAACCGAAGACAAACCAAAUCGGGUUUAACUUUGAACUGUUUUAAUGCAGUUUUAUUUGUAGGACCUCUGCUUGUGAAGUUAAACCGGGUUCGAGUCUUACUUAGGUUGGAUUAGCUCCUCUGUAUUGUUAGAGGUAGUUUAUGAGAUUCUGUUGACCUCGCUUAAAGGAACAUUACAGAAUUGGUUUUGCUUGCAAAAAAGUUGCUGUCAGUGUAAGCACUUUUUGUUAUCCAC
This is a messenger RNA of Asterias rubens (European starfish), 3116 nucleotides long. RefSeq names its product Bardet-Biedl syndrome 7 protein homolog. Gene Ontology annotation, cellular component: membrane; ciliary basal body; neuron projection. The record is from RefSeq and is a predicted model, not a curated record. NCBI's taxonomy places the organism in Eukaryota, Metazoa, Echinodermata, Asteroidea, Forcipulatida, Asteriidae. Gene Ontology annotation, biological process: intracellular protein localization; non-motile cilium assembly; intracellular transport. Bases 402 to 2555 code for a protein of 717 amino acids. The transcript is spliced from 15 exons.